UUUAAUUUGUUACAAAGUCUGCAUUGUACGUGAACAACGUAUUAAUCAUUAUCCUAGUUCUAGACAUACAUAUAAAGAGCAAAUACAAGAGCUUUACUAUCAAUUGGUUGAGUAUAGCUGUAAAAAUAAUGUAAUUUAAAACAAUGUCAAUAUGUCAAUGAUGGCUCAGUAUAAUGUAAUUUUUGAAAUUAGAUUUAUAGUUUGAACUAUUGUGUUAUUUAGGAAUUAACACAACAAGAGCCAUGCCCAUCAAUGAACACAUCAGAAACAAAAUUAAUGUUGAGGACAGUAUAUCAUCAAUAGCACCACUUAUUUAUAAUUCUGAGUAUGACACUGCUACUGCUGCUAAUCCUACUAAUGCUGAUCUUGUUAAAAGGACGAAUACUACUCCUCUACCUCCUGCUGCUCAAACUGUCAUAUAUGAUAAAGUUACUGGAGAUAUUAAUAAGAGAGGAGGAGGUGUCACUGCUUAUCAGCCAUCUGAAUCUGAUGACAUGUUAGUUGAUAGUGUUAUUUUAUCUUACUCUCUGAUUUUGAUUUUAUAGUUCUGCUAUUCUUCCUCCUCCUUCCUAUGAUGAUACUGUUGCACAAAAACACAGUGCCACCGUGAGCACCAGUUCUCAGUUUGUAGCACCAGUUGCUGA
Molecule: messenger RNA, 644 nt
Organism: Amphimedon queenslandica
Lineage: Eukaryota; Metazoa; Porifera; Demospongiae; Haplosclerida; Niphatidae
Exons: 3
Coding region: 243-545 (100 amino acids)
Source: RefSeq, a predicted model, not a curated record